Messenger RNA from Colletes gigas, 1899 nucleotides. It is a transcript of the gene Gdi, whose product is annotated as rab GDP dissociation inhibitor beta. Gene Ontology annotation, biological process: vesicle-mediated transport; protein transport; small GTPase-mediated signal transduction. The record is from RefSeq and is a predicted model, not a curated record. Bases 177 to 1505 code for a protein of 442 amino acids. NCBI's taxonomy places the organism in Eukaryota, Metazoa, Arthropoda, Insecta, Hymenoptera, Colletidae. The transcript is spliced from 5 exons. Gene Ontology annotation, molecular function: Rab GDP-dissociation inhibitor activity. Gene Ontology annotation, cellular component: cytoplasm.
AUCAUCGGUAGCGAACGAAAGAACGAGGUCUUCCGUUCCGGCAUAAUAGUCGUUCGUUGGCAGUCGCGUGUUAUCGUUUCUUCCGAUUUUCCAAGUAUUUGCGGAACAAAGAUUCGCGAGGAGUUCGUAUAUCGUAGGUUCGGUGCUGUGUUCGGUCCCUUCGCAUCUCCGACAAGAUGAAUGAAGAAUACGACGCGAUUGUGCUGGGCACCGGGCUCAAGGAGUGCAUACUCUCGGGUAUGCUGUCGGUCAGUGGGAAAAAAGUGCUCCACGUAGACCGCAACAAGUAUUACGGCGGCGAGUCUGCCUCCAUUACGCCGUUGGAAGAUCUGUUCGCGAAAUUCAAGGCUCCGCCGCCGGACAAAACCUACGGCCGGGGCCGCGACUGGAACGUUGAUUUGAUUCCCAAGUUCCUGAUGGCUAAUGGAUUGCUCGUCAAGCUUCUAAUUCAUACCGGCGUUACACGGUACCUGGAGUUUAAAUGCGUCGAGGGAUCGUACGUGUAUAAGUCUGGAAAGAUAUCGAAGGUGCCGAUAGAUCAGCAGGAAGCGUUGUCCAGCGAUUUGAUGGGCAUUUUCGAGAAAAGACGCUUUCGCAGUUUCCUAAUGUACGUGCAAAACAUGCAAGAAGACCGACCCGAGACGUGGGAUGGUUUUGACCCGUUCAACAGCAGCAUGAGCUCGUUGUAUAACAAGUUCAAUCUCGACAGAAAUACCCAAGAUUUCACGGGGCACGCGCUAGCACUUUAUAGGGAUGAUGAUUAUAUAAGCCAACGUGCUAUUACUACUAUAAGAAGAAUUAAAUUGUACAGCGAUAGUUUAGCACGUUAUGGAAAAUCCCCGUAUCUCUAUCCUAUGUACGGAUUAGGCGAACUUCCGCAAGGUUUCGCGCGACUUAGCGCCAUUUACGGUGGAACGUACAUGCUGGACAAACCGAUCGACGAGAUUGUCGUGAAGGACGGAAAAGUAGUCGGUGUACGUUCCGGCGACGAGAUAGCUCAAUGCAAACAAGUAUUUUGUGAUCCUACGUAUGUACCUGAUCGCGUGAAGAAAGUAGGUCAGGUCAUAAGGUGCAUUUGUCUCUUAGACCAUCCUAUACCGAACACAGGGGAUGCUCUCUCGACGCAAAUCAUUAUUCCGCAAAAACAAGUUAACCGUAAUUCUGAUAUCUAUGUUUCUUUAAUAUCGCAUACCCAUCAAGUGGCGGCUAAGGGAUGGUUCAUAGCCAUGGUAUCUACCACGGUUGAAACGAAAAAUCCCGAAGUCGAGAUCAAGCCGGGUUUGGAUCUGCUCGGUCCGAUCAGACAGAAGUUCGUAUCAGUGUCAGAUUACAUGGAAGCGACCGACAAUGGUUUGAAUAGCCAAAUCUUUAUAUCGACGAGUUACGAUGCUACAACGCAUUUCGAAACCACCUGUUUAGACGUUCUUGAUAUAUACAAGAGAGCUACCGGUGAGGAGUUCGAUUUUAAAAAAGUAAAACAAGACUUAGGCGACGAAGACCAGUAACCGUAAUACGAUUACCAUUACUGGUUAUUCUCGAAACUAGUUCAUCCUGAAUGAAAAAUGGGGGGGGGGAGGGGGGAGAGAAAUGAGUGAGCAACGUAAUUUAACGCGUAUCCAUCGACCAGGUCGGUGUCUAUCAGAGUCUUGACGCAGAUACGAUCUGCUGAUAGAUUCAUGCCUAAUAAUUCUAGAUUCUCUUUCACGGAGGAUUUCAAAACAAAGGCAGAUAUUAUUUGUAUUUUAUUUUUCAGUUUUGUCCCAAUCUCAUUCUACAUACUAUCCUUUUCACAUUGUUGUCUAAAAGUACAUACGUAAAUACGACAUUUUCACGAAAGAUUGUUAUUAAACUUGUACCGUGUCUAUCAUCUGAAUAUUUUCGAUACAUUUUAAACGGAUA